GCAAAGGCAACCGUCGUGUCGUCGCUCGUGCCGUGGCUUUCCGUUUCCCCCCUCAUUGCCGACGCAACAAUCGAGGGCAAGGGUUUCGUUCGCACUCGCCACUGCAACUUUCGCCCCAGUCCCGGCAACAGUAAGAACAGCUCGAGCGACAGCAUGGAACAGGCGCUGCAGCUCCCGAGACUCCACCUCGACACGUUCGUGGCGCAGCCCAAGUUCCUGGACCCCAUCGACCCGCCCACGGUGCCAUUUCCCCCUCCGACAUGGUGUUUACACAAACCACCAAGAACAAUUUCGUUGCUAGACGUGUAUAAAGACCACGUGCUCAUUGCCACGCACACGGUGGACCAGAAAGCGUUUUAUCUUAUUGGACGGAACGCAGCGGUGUGUGAUCUCGUACUUAGUCACUGCUCCAUCUCGAGACUCCAUGCGACCAUGGUACACCAUGAGAAAGGCGCGACGUACCUGGUGGACCUUGGAUCUGCUCACGGAACGUUCGUGGACGGUUUAAGACUGACAGCGCUGCAGCCGACUCUCGUGGCGCAUGGUUCGGUGCUGAAAUUUGGGGCAUCUUCUCGUUCGUACACGUUCAAAUCGUUUGAUUCUCGUGAGCAAAUUGAAGAAAUUAUCAGCAACCGCGUGGGGUUGCCACCUGACGAGAUGCAACUGCAACAGAACACGAUGCUUAACUCUCAGAUUACGCAUCGCUUGGAGCUCUCGCCAACACGACGCAGUAUGCCUCCCAUGUUCCCAAUGGCGCCAAUCUGUCAGGUCCCCGAACUCCAUGCACCUGAUCAGGAUGCACCCAUGUUGAUGGCUCCAGAGUGUGAUCGGAGAGGAAGUGCGGACGGCGUUCAGCUGCUGGGACUUGCAGGUAUUGGACCAGUACGGAAGCGUUCGCGUGGACAAUCAGGCAACUCGCAGGCUUCCGGCUCGUCCGACCAAAGUGGCAGCACGGCGGACCUCAGUGUGUACUGUGACGAUCCCACGGAUGAGCAACAGGGCGAGCCCAAACGUGUUCACUUUUGUGGCCAACCACCUGAGAUUAUUCCGGAUCAAGAAGAAACAGACAUGGAGGACCCGAACUCAGACGCUGUGAGGGUCCGUGAGGACCUUCGGAGGACAGAAUUGGCCAAUAGCGAUUGA
This is a messenger RNA of Phytophthora infestans T30-4, 1143 nucleotides long. RefSeq lists its product as uncharacterized. The coding region runs from base 154 to 1143 and encodes 329 amino acids. Lineage: Eukaryota; Oomycota; Peronosporomycetes; Peronosporales; Peronosporaceae. Gene Ontology annotation, molecular function: protein binding; mRNA binding. The record is from RefSeq and is a predicted model, not a curated record. The transcript has 4 exons.